AAUUCAACUUUAAUAAUGUUAGUGGCAUAAAAAAUAUGGGAAAAGUAGUGGGGCUACCUCAGCAUUCUCACAGUGCGUGUUCAUGUUGGGUCCCAACCCAGUUUCACCUUAUAAGAUGGUCGUGCAGACUGUCGAGGUCACUGGGUGCUAGACAGCGUGCUCAGUGAGUCCAGAGGCUUAUUGAGACGCACGAAGGUCACCACCACCGGGAAGGGUUACUGUGUGCAUAUCAACGUGUAGGGGACACAGGUGAAGGGGGGGGUCACAGUAUAAAACACACAGCUCUUACUGAUACACUAGGUUUAUUGGCCCGGAAUUCAUAUUUUGUACUUCAGGGGAAAAUAGCUUGCAUAAUGUUUAUAUGUGUGUGUGUGUGUGUGUGUGUAUCCCUCUUUUUCUUUAAAAGAAGAAAAGGUGGGGGAACAUCAGACUUGUUUGAAAACAUGCUUGUAUAAGCGAAGAAAACCAUGGGCCAGCAGGUGGUGUGAUGGUUAAGGUGCUGGACUCCCACAAGGCCCACAGUGGUUUGAGUCCUGGACUGGUGGUUUGAAACUCACGCUGGGUGCAUGUGGAUGUAUGUCUCAAAUCCCGGGAAGACAAUUUAGGAGAAGGAACUAUGGCAUGGCCAUCUCUCCUGGGGGGUUAUUUCUCACUUUCCCUCUCUCUGUCUUUUUCUGUGUCUCUCCAGCGAGUGCACUCACCCUAUGGCAAUGACCUAAAAUACGUAAAUAGUACAUUUAUUUCAAAGAAGAACCUAAGAUUUACACAAAACAGUGUGAGUGCCAUUUUGGGGAGUGAGAUUUGGACGCAUACUUCUUUAUCUAUCGCUAAUACUUAAAUGGUAGAGAAAAAGACAGCAGGGAACUGAAAUGGAAACCCGCUCAGGGGUGGCAGGAAGGAGGGGCCCCAGCCUGCAGGGUUUGGAGAUGGCUGCUCGUCCCUGAGCGGAUUUCCUGCAGAGCAGGGCCUGUCUCCACGCCGAUUCGGGGUCUGUUGUUCAGUGGGAUGCCUGUGCUGGGUAAUCUCCUUACCCAGAAGACCUCGCACCAAGGGCUAACGUGCUUAGUAUUGCUCUUUGUUUCGCUGGUAAGCUUUUUCGUUAUUCGGGGAAUUAAAAUCCUUUCCUCUUGAGCCCAAUUAAAUUUGUUAAGAGAAGGCCUCUGUGGAAAGGCCCUUCUUCGAGGGCUCCAAGUGGAAAUGAUUGUUCCGGAAACGUCUUUCCUCAGUCUCGGGAACAGGUCACAGUGAGGCUCAGGCACGGGCUAUCUCGUUAUCCCCCUCCAGGAUGCUGGGGAGCGACGCGGGCAACAGUUCCAACUUGGGAAACGAGGACAGCUCUGCCUUUUCACAGACGGAGCACAACAUCGUCGCGGCUUACCUCCUUACGGCGGGUGUGAUCAGCAUUCUCAGCAACAUCGUAGUGCUGGGCAUCUUCGUUACGCACAAGGAGCUGCGGACACCCACAAACGCCAUCAUCAUUAACCUGGCCUUUACGGAUAUCGGGGUCAGCAGCAUCGGCUACCCCAUGUCUGCUGCCUCCGAUCUGCACGGAAGGUGGAAGUUCGGACAUGCAGGCUGUCAGAUUUACGCCGGCCUGAAUAUAUUUUUCGGGAUGGCGAGCAUUGGGCUGCUCACGGUCGUGGCCGUGGACCGCUACCUGACCCUCUGCCGUCCUGCCGUAGGAAGAAGAAUGGGCAGCAGCACCUACGCAGCCAUGAUCCUGGGGGCCUGGCUCAACGGCCUGUUCUGGGCUGCCAUGCCCAUUGCCGGAUGGGCUGGCUAUGCCCCGGAUCCCACAGGGGCGACCUGCACCAUAAACUGGAGGAAGAAUGAUGCGUCCUUUGUGUCCUACACGAUGGCCGUUAUUGCGGUGAAUUUCGUGGUGCCCUUGACGGUGAUGUCCUACUGCUACGUCCUUGUCGCUCGCGCCAUCGCAGGGCACGCUGCCUCCAGCUGCUCUGAGCACCGCUGCCGAGACUGGUCGGAGCAGGUGGAUGUCACCAAGAUGUCCGUGGUCAUGAUCCUCAUGUUCCUGGUGGCCUGGUCCCCCUAUUCCAUCGUGUGCCUGUGGGCGUCCUUCGGUGACCCGCAGAGGAUUCCUCCCGCGAUGGCCGUCGUGGCCCCACUGUUUGCAAAGUCCUCUACGUUCUACAACCCAUGCAUCUAUGUGCUCGCUAAUAAGAAGUUUCGGAAGGCGAUGUGUGCCAUGUUCAAGUGUCAGACUCACCAAGCAAUGUCCGUGACGAGUGUCCUACCAAUGGCGAGCUCUCCACGCCCGUUGGCUCCUGCGAGGGUCUGAAAGAGCAGAGAAGCGCGUGCUCUUGGACACCUGCUCUGCCGCGCAGUGCUUUGUCUUCGCUCUCAGUACGAGCCCGCUUAGUCUAACGCCACACGAGGAAGUGGCGCCGGGGCUCUCGGUCUGCGCUGGCUGCCGGUGCCUCUCCUCCCUCCACGGCGGCUCUCGGCUCAUCUCCCGCCCCGGCCCUCUUCCUCCGCUGGGCAGCCAUUGCUGUGCCAGGCCCUGAGCUUGCCUGGCCCUCUGCUAGACCAGAAGUGGCCGCUGACGCCGUGUGGGGCACGGUAACAGUGACAGUAUCCGGCCCUCUUAGCGAGUGCUCACAGAAAUAUUGCUGCGUGGUCCCCACCAGAAAGGAAAGCAUGUUUGGCAUUUUGAAAAUUUGAAAUUGCAAAUCAAUUUUUAACUUAUGCUAUUUAAUAAA
Molecule: messenger RNA, 2720 nt
Organism: Tupaia belangeri chinensis (Chinese tree shrew)
Lineage: Eukaryota; Metazoa; Chordata; Mammalia; Scandentia; Tupaiidae
Gene: RRH
Product: retinal pigment epithelium-derived rhodopsin homolog
Exons: 7
Coding region: 1286-2299 (337 amino acids)
Biological process (GO): visual perception; G protein-coupled receptor signaling pathway
Cellular component (GO): membrane
Molecular function (GO): G protein-coupled receptor activity
Source: RefSeq, a predicted model, not a curated record